This is a messenger RNA of Sorex araneus (European shrew), 3403 nucleotides long. It is a transcript of the gene SLCO1C1, whose product is annotated as solute carrier organic anion transporter family member 1C1. Bases 439 to 2580 code for a protein of 713 amino acids. Gene Ontology annotation, molecular function: protein binding; bile acid transmembrane transporter activity. The transcript has 15 exons. Lineage: Eukaryota; Metazoa; Chordata; Mammalia; Eulipotyphla; Soricidae. The record is from RefSeq and is a predicted model, not a curated record. Gene Ontology annotation, cellular component: membrane. Gene Ontology annotation, biological process: sodium-independent organic anion transport; bile acid and bile salt transport; transmembrane transport.
GCUGGGAACAGGCGAGUAAGAUCACAAGUGGUCUUUUCUUUUUUUCCCUCUCGCCCAUAAAGAAAGCUUUAUCACGUGUGGCCUUAAACUUCAGCAAAUUGCAAGAGAAAUGGCUCAAAAGCUUCAGCUCUCUCUGUGCCCUGGGAACUGAGUGGCACGUCGGGGGCUUUGCCAGCGUGGCCAGCUCUCUGCUGCCUGCCAGAGAAAGGCGGCCAGGAGGAGAGGAGAAAGAGAAGAGAUUGCCCAGUGGGAAGUCUGUGCCCUUCAUCUUGUCUUUGCACCCGGUCCACCCCGGCACUCCCCGGCUAGCUGGACUGUUCCACGCGGCUGUAGCACUUCCCUGUAGGACUCUCCUUCUGUCUGCACUGUGGUCCAGCCUUUUCGGAGCACCUUGGAGGCUAGCUCUACCUGCAGAUCAGAGUGAAGAGCCUUUCCAUAAUGGACAGUGCAUCCAGAGAGAAGAUGCAGUUAUUUCGUAAAACUUCCGUGCAUCCUGCUGAAAGACCUUCCUGCAAAUCAGAAUAUUCCUCCUCCUCCUCCUCUGAGAAACAGCCGUGCUGUGGGGAACUAAAGGUGUUCCUGGGCGCUUUGUCUUUCGUUUACUUUGCCAAAGCUCUGGCAGAAGGUUAUUUGAAGAGCACCAUCACUCAGAUAGAGAGGAGGUUUGAUAUCCCUUCUUCACUGGUGGGUGUUAUCGAUGGCAGUUUUGAAAUCGGGAACCUCUUGGUGAUAACCUUUGUCAGCUACUUCGGAGCCAGACUUCACAGGCCAAAACUCAUCGGUGGAGGCUGCCUGGUCAUGGGUGUCGGAACAGUGCUGGUCGCCCUGCCCCAGUUCUUCAUGGAACAGUACAGAUAUGAAACCUAUUCUUUCUCCAACUCAACCUUCAACCUAUCUCCGUGCCUCUCAGCGUCCAACCCGGAAUUGCCAAUCUCAGUUGUGGAAAAGUCACAAUCCCAAAAACAUAAUGAAUGUGAGGCUGACGCCAGUUCCUCCAUGUGGGUGUAUGUUUUCCUGGGGAACCUCCUUCGAGGAAUAGGGGAAUCUCCCAUACAGCCCCUGGGCAUCGCCUACCUGGACGAUUUUGCCAGUGAAGACAGUGCCGCUUUCUACAUUGGAUGUGUGCAGACGGUUGCAAUUAUAGGACCAAUCUUUGGCUUCCUGUUAGGCUCAUUAUGUGCCAAACUGUAUGUUGACAUUGGCUUUGUAAACCUAGACCACAUAACCAUUACGCCAAAGGACCCACAGUGGGUAGGUGCCUGGUGGCUGGGGUAUAUAAUAGCAGGAAUCCUGAGUCUUCUGGCAGCAGUGCCCUUCUGGUGCUUACCGAAGAGUCUACCCAGACCUCGAAGUCGAGAAGGUUCCAGUUCCUCCUCUGAGAAAUCCAAAUUUAUUAUGAAUGAUGACACUGAUUUUCAAGCACCUCAAGAAGAAAGAACAAAAAUAAUGGAAAUGGUAAGAGAGUUUCUUCCAUCGCUGAGGAGUCUUUUUGGAAAUCCCGUGUACUUCUUGUAUUUGUGUGCCAGCACCGUUCAGUUCAACUCUUUGUUCGGCAUGGUGACAUACAAAGCCAAGUACAUUGAGCAGCAGUAUGGACAGUCAUCCUCCAAGGCCAACUUCGUGAUUGGGCUAAUCAACAUACCUGCAGUGGCUCUGGGAAUAUUCUCAGGGGGAAUCAUUAUGAAAAAGUUCAGAAUUGGUGUCUGUGGAGCUGCCAAACUCUACUUGGGAUCAGCUGUCUUUGGAUACCUCCUGUUCCUGUCCUUGUUUUCACUGGGCUGUGAAAAUUCUGAUGUGGCAGGACUGACUGUCUCCUAUGAAGGAACCAAACCUGUCUCUUAUCAUGAACGAGCUCUCUUUUCAGAUUGUAACUCAAGAUGCAAAUGCUCAGACACAAAGUGGGACCCCAUGUGUGGUGAGAAUGGGAUCACGUAUGCAUCGGCUUGUUUUGCUGGUUGUCAAAUCUCUACCAGGAGCAGGAAAACUACUAUAUUUUAUAAUUGCACCUGCGUAGGAGCUACAACCCCUCAAUCAGGAAAUUCCUCAGGCAUGGCAGGAAGAUGUCAUAAAGAUAAUGGAUGUCCCCAAAUGUUCCUAUACUUCAUUGUGAUUUCAGUCAUCACCUCCUAUACCUUAUCCUUAGGUGGCAUACCUGGGUACAUACUGCUUCUGAGGUGCAUUAAGCCACAGCUUAAGUCUUUUGCCCUUGGUAUCUACACCUUAGCAAUAAGAGUUCUUGCAGGAAUUCCAGCUCCAGUAUACUUUGGAGUUUUGAUUGACACUUCGUGCCUCAAGUGGGGAUUUAAACCAUGUGGAGGUCGAGGAUCCUGCAGGUUGUAUGACUCCAACGCUUUCAGACACAUAUAUCUGGGACUAACUAUGAUUCUGGGCACAGUGUCCAUUUUCCUAAGUACUGCAGUCCUUCUCACUUUAAAGAAAAAUUAUGUUUCAAAACACAGAAGCUUUAGAACCAAGAGAGAAAGAACAAUGGUUUCUACAAGAGUCAAGAAGGGAAACUGUGCUACAAGUGAUCAUUCUCUACAACCCAGCUACUGGCCGGGCAAGGAAACACAACUUUAGGAAAAUGAUUUGAAGCAACUUCUCAGUUUCUGGAAAUUCCACCAAGGACUUUAAUCAAAAGGGUAUUAAAAGCAUAAUUCUUCCUCCUUUUAGAAGUUUACUACAUUUUAAAUGCCAAGUGUUAGAUAAUAUACCUGAUAACAAAUAUAAUUAAACACAUUACAAAUGAUAGAGUAAUAAAUUUAAUUUUAAGCCUCCUAAUUUAGAUACAAAUUCCAUACUUUUUUCUCAUUCUAAAAUUUUGCUUUGUGCACAUUAGCUAUAAUUCUGUAGUUUAAUUGCAAAUAUAAUUUCCAAACCGAGAUGUUUAUCUUAGUAACAGUAUUAAAACCCACCUUAGCCUCUUUCAAAUGUUGCCUGUAUGAUAAUAUUAGGAUUAAGCCAAAACAUGUAGGGGAAGAUUUCAUUUUAACCUCUUGCUUUACUUUUAAUGUAACAAUACAUAUAAAAAUAUGUAUUGCCAAAUAUCUGAGGGCAUUCACAUUUUUGGUUGUUAUCUCUUCUAUAUGCUGUAUGUGAGAUGUCUUAAGUGACCAUGUUCGUAAAUGAAAUUGUUACAAGUUUUAUUGUCUUUGUGUGAAUUUAAAGAAUUAAUAAAUAUUGUAUAUAUAGCAGUGGCCACAUUUUAAUGUAUGUAAGGAACUCAUGCAUGAGAUGUUAUCCUCAAACAUUUGAAAGUUGAACUGCUGAAAGAGACUAAUUAAAUUAGAUUUUUAACCUCAGAAGGCAGAGCUGGGACUAAACCCAGGUCUAAAUAUGUCUUUCCAUCACACCAGCCUGACCCAAUAAUGUGGUACUAAAUAAACUACUUGUAUUACCUGUA